GGUGGUGGUAGUAAUGGAAUGGGACGAGGUGGUAGUAACAUGGGACGAGGUGGUGGUGGGAUGGGACGAGGUGGACUGAAAGGGAUGGCUGGCAUGGGCCAUAACAUGGGCGGUGGUAUGGGCAACAGCAUGGGAAAUCCAAUGGGAAAUCUCAUGAUUGGUAAUAUGGGUGCAGGUGGUAUGCCAGCCCAAGAUCCACAAGCCGCGUUCUAUAAUGCUCAGAUGAUGGCAUAUCAGAUGCAACAACAGCAGAUGAAUGCCGGUCUUUCUUCAAACCAUAUGCAGCAGAUGGGUGCUGGAAAUAUGUCCAGAACAUCCACCUUGCCACAUAUGACUCAGCAGUCUGCAUCUCAGCAGCCCCAACGUGUCCAAUCCUCUAUUUCAAUUCCCAUGUCUAAUCCAGCUGGGAUGGGAAUGGCUUCUAUGGGAAUGCAGUCCAUGUCAUAUUCACCUUCAACCAUGAAUCAAACUGCCUAUGCACAAGCAUAUCAAACUCCUGCUCAGCAGACAAAUCCUCAACAAAUGGCUGCAAACUACUAUGGAUGGCAAGCACCAGCUCCCACAAUGCCAUAUUCUAUGAGUCAACCUCCUCGGCCACCGUCAUCAUAAACUGGCUUUUGAAACCCUAUGUUUAUUUGUAGUUUUUUGAAGUGGAAUCCAGGUUUAUUUUCUGUCAACUAGUACUGCUAUUGCAAACUUGACCAUUUUUGAAUUACAAGUUUAAAAAUAAAUGAUCUUCAUUUAAACCC
Batrachochytrium dendrobatidis JAM81 is the source of this 749-nucleotide messenger RNA. RefSeq lists its product as uncharacterized. The record is from RefSeq and is a predicted model, not a curated record. Bases 19 to 609 code for a protein of 196 amino acids. The transcript has a single exon. NCBI's taxonomy places the organism in Eukaryota, Fungi, Chytridiomycota, Chytridiomycetes, Rhizophydiales.